GGAGCUCCAAUUGACUUCUCACUGGUUGACGUUUACUUCACUGUAACGAUGUCGAUCAUGCCAAACGUUGCUGUGGUCGGUACAUGCGAUACAAAACUGGAAGCGCUGACAUUCAUCAAGGAGACAAUAUGCGCAAGUGGCAAAUGCAAUGCCAUUCUCAUCGACAUCGGCUCCUACGACCCUUCUAACUCUUCUCAAAUUGAUAUCACUCGUCACGAGCUUCUCAAACCAACUCUCCACGAUGUUGAUGACCGUUCCUCUAGAAUUUCAGCGCUGGAGGUGAUGACCACCGCCCUUACAGAGACCCUGUCCCGUUUAUAUGCACAGCGAGCGAUUGAUGGUGUCAUUGGCGCGGGAGGUUCGGGAAAUACCAGCGUGUGCGCAAAGGCAUUUCGUGAUGUAUUUCCUAUUGGAUUCCCCAAGCUUGUAGUGUCUACCAUGGCAUCUGGAAAUACAGCACAUUAUGUGGGAGAGACAGACAUAACAAUGAUGUAUUCAGUUGCAGACGUGGCUGGGAUGAACCCCAUCCUAGAAAGUGUCCUGCGGAAUGCUGCCCAUGCUAUCGCAGGAAUGGCUGUCGACUCGUAUGCGAGAAGGAGCCAUACAUCUUCCUCUGCGCCAGCGAUUGCCAUAACUAUGUUUGGUUUGACGACGCCAUGCGUACAAAUGGCGACGGAAAAGUUGGAAGAUCUGGGUUAUUCCGUGGUCGUGUUCCAUGCGAACGGAGCUGGGGGGAUGUCGAUGGAGCGUCUGAUAUGGGAGAAUAACUUCGUUGGGGUGUUGGAUAUCACGACGACCGAACUGGCAGAUGAGCUUGUCGGAGGUGUUCUCACUGCGGGCCCAAAUCGUCUUACAGCUGCGGCAAAGGCUGGCAUACCGCAGGUGGUAUCGGUGGGUGCUCUUGAUAUGGUCAAUUUUGGGCCUGCAUCGAGUGUGCCGGAAGAGUUCUCUGGGAGGUGUUUUAACCACCACAAUGCGUCUAUCACGCUCAUGCGCACUACACGAGACGAGUGCGCCAAGCUGGGCGAAAUUAUAGCGGACAAGCUGAGUGUUGCUUCUCCUGAGAAGACGCGUGUGGUUCUGCCUCUCCGAGGAUUCUCGGGCAUCGAUGUGGAAGGAGGCCCGUUUCGCGACGAGGAAGCGGAUAUUGCUUUGCUUGAUGCGUUGCGGAGUGGUCGGAUUGGAUGUCCUGUGAUGGAGGUGGACGCCAACAUUAAUGAUCCGUCAUUUGCGCUGGCUGCGGUCACGGCACUUGAGGAGAUGUUGGAGUCGCGAUGAUUGCUGGGGAGAAAAGAGACUAUAUCCCGUAUACCAAUGUAUAAUUAAAUGUAUUCGAUAUCUUUCCAUGCAUCCCCGAGUCUCUACAUGACUCCACGAUGUCUGCU
Molecule: messenger RNA, 1385 nt
Organism: Serpula lacrymans var. lacrymans S7.9
Lineage: Eukaryota; Fungi; Basidiomycota; Agaricomycetes; Boletales; Serpulaceae
Exons: 1
Coding region: 49-1278 (409 amino acids)
Source: RefSeq, a predicted model, not a curated record